This is a messenger RNA of Hipposideros armiger (great roundleaf bat), 1866 nucleotides long. It is a transcript of the gene CEP19, whose product is annotated as centrosomal protein 19. Lineage: Eukaryota; Metazoa; Chordata; Mammalia; Chiroptera; Hipposideridae. Gene Ontology annotation, cellular component: centriole; spindle pole; ciliary basal body. Gene Ontology annotation, biological process: microtubule anchoring at centrosome; trans-Golgi to periciliary membrane compartment transport. The transcript is spliced from 3 exons. The record is from RefSeq and is a predicted model, not a curated record. Bases 404 to 895 code for a protein of 163 amino acids.
GAUCGACGCAAGCGCCGUGAGUGCACCAGGGCUGUUGCUGUGGGGACGGCUCCGCCGGACCCCAGCUCUACGGGGACCCACGCACGCUGGCCUGGGAGGAGGCUUGCCCAGCUCCCGCUCUCCACCUCCACUUCCAGCCUCCUGCCUGGCAGUUCACUCCACAGUCACGUCUGCGGUUCUGUGGCUGCCGCCUUUUCCUGCAGCGCCAGGCUCCGUCCAGCCUCAAAGUCGAGUUAAGUGCUGCCUCUGUGCACUGCGGUUGGGUCAGAACAACCCCCUCAUGGAGGUUUCAGACGUUGGCCUGGAGAAGAUGCAAUUUUAUGUACUCCUCUAAGGGAAGUCAUUAUGUGACUAACACAUUUUCAUCAGAUUUCUUCUGAUUUACCUUGAAGUGUAUGUGAGAAUGAUGUGCACUGCCAAGAAAUGUGGAAUUAGGUUCCAGCCUCCAGCUAUUAUCUUAAUCUAUGAGAAUGAAAUGGAGGGGAAAAGUCGCCAGCGCAUCAUGCCCGUCCGAAACUUUUCAAAGUUUUCAGAUUGCAACAGAGCUGCUGAACAAUUAAAGAAUAAUCCACGACACAAGAGUUACCUGGAACAAGUGUCCCUGAGGCAGCUAGAGAGGUUAUUCAGUUUUUUACAAGGUUACUUGUCGGGACAGAGUUUGGCAGAAACAAUGGAACAAAUUCAACGGGAAACAACCAUUGAUCCUGAGGAAGACCUGAACAAACUAGAUGACAAAGAACUUGCCAAAAGGAAGAGCAUCAUGGAUGAACUUUUUGAGAAAAAUCAGAAGAAGAAAGAUGAUCCAAAUUUUGUUUAUGACAUCGAAGUUGAAUUCCCACGUGAUGAGCAACUGCAGUCCUGUGGCUGGGACACAGAGUCAGCUGACGAGUUCUGAUACCCAAAACAAAACAUGUAUUGGGCUAGCAGAAAAUCCAUGCUUAUACAGAGGAUGUAGAUUGGUUCUAGAAAAAUUCGUACAGAACACUAAUUGUACAUGUGGGGUCAUAUUUGGAUUGACCAGCACAUGUGGAGCAUCUACUGUAUAGGCGCAUGAGGAAUAUAGGGAAAACAGAAUGUAGGAGUCUUCCUUUUAGGAGCUUACAAUCUAUUUGGAAAAUAAGUCAAAAACUUGUGAAAAACUAAUUAGCAGUAUUGGCAGCAAAAAGAUUAAAGCCAAGUGUUUGAUAAUGGCUAAAGAGGGGAAGAGCCUAGAUUACUGUAGAGUAGAAUAGCCAGGAAAGACUGUCCUUUACUGGUGAAAUGAGAUUUUGUGUGACUUUUGAAAUGGUGGUAUUUGGAUAGAAGGUUAUAUAGGAUUCCAGAUGAGAGAAACUGGGAGGGGAGAGAAUGGGGGGAGGGUAAGUAAAGAGAUAGGAAUUCGAAAAUUUUAAUUGAGAAACAGCAAAUUUUAGUUUGAUGAGAUUGGAAGGCACAUAUGGUUACCAGGGGACUACCCUGUAUGCAUUAUAUCUUUAUAAGUAUUUAACUGUUUUAUAUGUAUUUAACUCUGGAGUAGAAGAGGACUCCUACACAAUGCCCUGAAGCUGCAAGCGCAUGUCAUUUGGUGGACAGCGGUGGAAUUCUGCCUCUCCGGUAUCAGGAAAUACAUACCAAAGACAUUCUGAAACCCCAAACCUCUUCCCAUAACUAAGAGGUUUGUUUUUAAAAUGGGAACUCUACCCAUAAUAAAUGAACAAUAGGCACUGCCAGUUUAGGCUUAUUGAGCUUGGAUUUACAAAGAGAAGAUCUUUGUUGAACAAAGCUAUGUGUGUGCAGCUAUACCUUCUUAUUAGAUUAUUAUUUAAUUGGUGGAAAUCCUAUGUAUUCUGCAAGGAAAUAACUUAUUAAAUAAAAUUGUAAAAAUUA